AAGCAAAUUGUUCUGCUACCGUCAGUUAAACAUGCCGUUGCUAUAGCAACGCCUACUGACAGUUUCAGCUGAUUUCUUUCAGCUAUUUUGUGACUGUUUUUGAGCUUUGAUAUGUUUUAAUUAGUUUUUCUGUGAUCAGUUUUGUGCUAACUAAGCUAGCCGAAGCUAUCCCAGACGGAUGUGUUGUUAAUACAACAUUCUAGGCAACUAUUCAUUUACCCUUGGUCUAACGGUGAAUUCAUUCAACUGUGUUGGAGCUGGACUGAGCAGACCAAAGAUGGAUCAGUUGUCCGAUGAGGAGGUGGAGGUCAGGGAGGAAGAGGAGGAGGAAGAGGAGGACAGCGAUAAGGAGGACCAGGACCUGGACAAGAUGUUUGGAGCCUGGCUGGGAGAGCUGGACAAACUCACACAGAGUCUGGAUGAUGGUCGCCCUGAGCAACCCACUCAGCAGAAAGCUCCCCUCAGACAAGAGACCAACAUGGCCAACUUCUCCUACAGAUUCUCAAUCUACAACAUCAACGAGGCGUUGAAUCAGGGGGAGAACGUGGAUCUUGAUGCUCUCAUGGCUGAUCUCUGCUCGAUCGAACAGGAACUCAGCACCAUCAACACCAAACCCAACAGCGUCGGCAGCAUGGCUCGCCUGGGGUUGACCGACACCAAGGUCCGUCAGAAGCCUCCAGCAGGGCGCAGCAGCAGGCAGCAGCCAGCAGGGAGCAGCAGCAGUGGUGGUGGUGGAAGCAGUAGUAACAGUGUUAGUGGUGGGGGGGGCAGCAGCGGGGCGAGCAGUAGCAGCAGCAGCACUAGAGCGUCACCCGCUGGCACUAUCAGAGCUCCCACCGGGCAUCAUGGGAGACCGGCACUGGCUUCUAACUUCAGUCUUGAUGACAUCACUGCCCAGCUGGAGAAGGCGUCUCUCAGCAUGGAUGAAGCUGCUCGUCAGACCUCCUCCCACUCUCUUAGCUCCGCCUCCUCCUAUACAUCAGCCACGAUGCGGCGGCCUGGAUCCUCUCAGCGCCAACAUCGACGCACAGGAUCAGUCGGCACAGUCAGCGAACACGAGGCGCGUUCAAUUGUUCACUCCUCGCGCUCCUCCGUCACCUCGGCAUCUGGGGUUUCCGUUAACUCUGCUUCUUCCAUGGACUCACUGGACAGUGUUCUUCGCUCCAGUGAAUCAGACAGUCAGCAGUCUUCAGUUACGCCCUCAGCUGAAGGAGCCAGUAAAGGUCAUCACAACACAGAGCACUCCUAUCUGGACAGGGAAACCUCUCUGAUUCUGAGAAACAUAGCAGGGAAACCUUCCCACCUGCUGACCAAGGAGGAGCAAGCUGCCAAGCUGAAGGCAGACAAUAUCCGAGUCGCCCUGGAGAAGAUCAAGGAGGCCCAGGUUAAAAAGCUGGUGAUUCGCGUUCAUUUGUCAGACGAGAGCUCAAAGACCAUGAUGGUGGACGAGAGACAGACAGUCAGACAGGUUUUGGACAGUUUGCUGGAGAAAUCUCACUGUGGUUACAGUCCAGACUGGUCACUGGUGGAAACCAUCAACGAGCUUCAGAUGGAGCGGAUUUUCGAAGAUCAUGAGAACCUGGUGGAGAACCUGCUGAACUGGACCAGAGACAGCCAGAACCGCCUGAUGUUCACUGAACGCAUCGAGAAGUACGCUCUGUUCAAAAACCCUCAGAACUAUUUGUUGGGGCGUAAGGAGACAUGUGAGAUGGCCGAAAGAAACAAAGAGGCACUGUUAGAGGAGUGUUUCGGCGGCAGCUCAGUGUCCGUCCCCGAGAUGGAGGGAGUGUUGUGGCUGAAAGAGGAUGGCAAGAAGUCGUGGAAGAAACGCUACUUUCUGCUGAGGGCUUCUGGCAUCUAUUAUGUUCCCAAGGGAAAGGCCAAGGCAUCCAGAGACCUGGUGUGUUUUCUCCAGUUGGAUCACGUUAAUGUCUACCACGGCCAGGACUACAAGAGCAAGUACAAGGCUCCUACAGACUACUGCAUGGUGCUGAAGCACCCUCAGAUCCAGAAGAAGUCUCAGUACGUCAAGUACCUCUGCUGUGAUGAUGUCAGAACCCUCCAACAAUGGAUCAACAGUAUUCGCAUUGCCAAGUAUGGGAAGCAGCUGUACAUCAACUUCCAGGAGGCAAUGAGGAGGACGGAGGCGGCCUACGAUUGGUCGUCCCUCUCUUCUUCCUCCAUCAAGUCAGGAUCCAGCUCCUCCAGCCUUCCAGAGUCCCAGUCCAACCACUCCAGCCAAUCAGACAGUGGCGUAUCAGAGAUGACAUCAUCAGGCCACACCCGCUCCCAGAGUGUCGUCAGCUCCAUCUUCUCCGAUGCCUGGAGGAGAGGAACACAAGGAGAGAUGAUGAGGAUCGACCCUAUCAGUAGGCCUAUCCCUGUCCAGAUACCUUCCCUCUCCCCACAGCCCCUCCCUCUCUCUCAGACCCCACCCUCCCGGACCAGCUACACCGACGGCCUCGUCCCAUCUGAGGAUUCCUCCCCAUCACCGCCCUCGCCUCCUCCACCUCCGCCUCCCCCCAUCGCAAGUGUGGCCCAUCAGCCAGCACCUACCUCCUCAUACAUUAAGUACAGCACGCUGGCUCGCCUGCAGAGCCAGAACCAAUCCAGGACACAGCCGGCAGGAGCCGCCCCACCUGCCCUUCCCAUCCAAUCUACCAAAUCCAACUACAAUACCCUCCCAGCUGCUUACAGCACCUCCCCUCCACUACCACCAUCUCCUCCCCCUCCUCCUCCACCCACGGUGCCAGCUCCUGGCUCAGCCAUGGCCGCACUUAAAUUUGGUCCAUCAAGCCCCUCUGCUCUCCCGCCGCCACCCCCACUGGAGGACGACCUGCAGGAGCCCUGCUACCUGCCGCCUCCUCCACCGGAGAGCCUGGAGGCCAAUGGGUUGCCUCCACCUCCCCCCCCAGAGCCCAUCCCCAACUCCUGCCCUCAACUCUCUAACAGUGGCCUCCAGCAGUUCCUGGCACAGAAGUUUCCCAACAUGGUGUACGACUUCAGCCAAACUGUGGCUGAGGAUAAUUCUCCUCUUCCUCCACCUGAGCUUUCUCCUCCUACCUCCCUGCAAGUUCUCCAGCCUCUGUCCCCCAAUGCACCCCCCCCUGCACCUCCCAAAACCUUUGCUGGUGGUUUUCCCCCUCAAACUGCUCCCAAACCCUCUGGUCCCUCUUCCCUUCCAAUUGCCCUCUCACCUGUGUCACCAACACAGCCCCACAGCAGCCACGGACCAGUUAAAAAGCAGCAAAGUUUCUCAACAGGACAUUCCCCAAAUCAGCCACCUCCCACUCUGCCAAAGCAGCACAGCCUCUCCUCCAAAAACCUUGCCCUCUCUCCCUCUUCCUCCUCUUCUUCUGUCUCCAUCGCAGCUGCCACCUCCUCUUUGGUCAAACAGAUUGUCAAUCAGUUCCCAGGAAACUCUGCUCCUUCCUCUCUACCUGCCUCCAACUCCAUGGAAGGAUCUAAGUUCACUGCUCCUCAGUCUCCUCCAGCGGUCAAGGCCAAACCAAAGUGGCAGCCAGGAGGCGUUGUGGCUCCACAGUCCCCAGAGUUCCCCCCACCUCCUCCUGACAGCUCCCUAGGAGAUUUCCCUCCUCCUCCCCCCUCUUCAUCCUCCUCCAAGACGGGCUCCCCCAUAAAGAAGUCGCCUUCCACCUCAUCCACAGGAUCCACCAGGCGGGGCCCUCCACCAGCCCCACAGAGAGCCUCCUCCAUCAGGUGCAGUUCAUCAGGCGAGACCCAAGAUGAGAGGCCAAAGAAGGUGGAGAGCCUGGUCAACAAAUUUGGCCAAGCUCCUCAAACAGGUACCUCGUCCAGCUCCUCGUCAGUGACUGGGUCUCCUUCAAAAGAUUCCUCUGCGCUUCCUGCUCCACUCCCUAAGCCGGGGAAGCUGAACUUGGCGAACCUCCCAUUGGCGCUCCAGGGCCUGCAAACGGGCCAGCACCAUCAGCCCUCUGAGUUUCCAUCCCCUCCUCCCCCACCUCCCCCCUCCCAGCCUCCUCACCUCGACUCAUCACCUGACUACUUCCCGCCUCCCCCCAGUGACUCUGAGCUUUUCCCUCCUCCUCCCCACCCAUCAGAGUUCCAUCACCCCCCAAAGGUUGCCGUGGUGAACCCACAGCCUCAGAUGCAGCCGCCUCAACAGUUGGCAACCUCCUCCGUGUCGUCAUCAUGGAAACAAGGCUCACUGAAAAAGGGGGCAGUCCCGCCUCCAACACUGAACCGGCGGACCAGCAACACAAUCCAGUAUGACAAUACAACUUCAAUGCCCCUCUCACCGCCUCCCCUGUCCCAGACCCCACCUCCCUCCCUGUCCUCUUAUUCUUCUUCCUCCUCUCCUAUCCCCCCAACCUCCCCAAAAUCACCAGGACCGAGCUCCCUGGCACUAAAGCCUCUUUUCCUGGAAGACCUCAACCGCACCCUUAAGAGGAAGUCGGUGUCUCGCCAUGGCUCACUCACCUCUUCCCACCUCAUCUCCUCCUCUAAGAUGGAGCCUAUGGGCACCAUGGACGACAUGGCACUCCUACCGCCUCCUCCCCCUGAGCUCCUGCAGCAGCAACAGCAGGGUGUCCGAGGACACUCCCACACUUUAUCGCGCCACCACACACACUCCCACUCCACUAAACAUGCCAACAUCUCAGGCUAUGCAACGCUGCGGCGAGGCCCACCUCCCGCUCCUCCAAAACGGGACCAAAGCACCAAACUGACCAGUGACUGGUAGGGAGCGAGGACACUGGGUGGAGCCUAAAGAACUGAACUGACUAUUUAGGUCUCAUCGUUCCUGCAGAGAAGAAAUAAUCAAUGUCUGUCUUGACUUGUCCGUCUCUCCUCAUCCUAAACCAUCCACCCUUGGAUUCCAAGCAAGUAGCAAGCCGUCUUUCCUACACUUAAUAUCAGAUUAUGAUUGUUCCUAUUAUCCUCAUUAUUACUAUCAUCCUCAUUACUAUCAUUACCAAUACAUGUUUAAUCCAAUGACAUGAGUAAAAAUAUAUAUAUAUGUAUAUAUAUAUAUAUAUAUAUCUGUAUACAAGCAAGCCAGAAAAAUCACCUAUCAAGCUUUUUUCACAAUGUCUGUGCAGCUUUGCAUUGAAAUAUACAAGACGAGACUUGAACGACAACAGCAACAGAGACAAUUUGCUGCAAAAUAACUGGUACUGCAUGGAGCCGUGGCAAUGGAAGUAAUGUUACUGAUGAAGGGAAGGAGCCAUUAAUGGAAGGAACAAGAGAUACGAAAGUGUGAUGAUGUGUAUAGAAAUGUAUGUUGUAUGAACUAGGGGGAUGGGAGCAUUGCCAUUUAUUUCAAAUUUUUUGUGUGUCGUUUUAUAUAAGAUUAUUUAAUAUUGGAAAGAUAUUGUUAUUAUAAUUAUUUUAAGUUUUUAAAAAGUGUCAAAAGAACGAGUUUGACUGGAUGUGGGUCUGUAUUCUCAAUAUGUCAGUUUUGAUCUGGGUUAUGAAACUAGCAUACAGCUAGUUUUAUUAUUUCAUCAAAUCCUUUACAUUUAGAGCUUCAUGGCUGAUUGGUUGGUGACUUCCAAGGGACAAGACUUAAUACUUAAAUGCACACUGAUUGAACAAAUACUUCUUGUAAGUCAACUAGAGAAUCAGCCAGUAAAGCUGUGCUCAGAUUACAGCCGUUUUGAAAUCCUAACCAGUUUUGAAAUCAAAUGGAAUCACACACUAUUAUUACAAUUAUUACACCAGAGGGAACUAUACACCAGUUAUCACUUCUUCCCUUCCCUCUGUCAAGUUACAUGUCUUGGGGGCCAUCAGGACAUUGCUUGCACUUCUAGACCUGCCUUUCCCUCAUCUCAGCUGUCCAAAUAACCCAUUCAGAUUUCGAUUUGUUAAUAUCAAUCCGUUUUGCAUUAUCAUGACCACAGAGAGUCAACCAGAACCUCCUUUAAUCUGAGCACAGCCUUAGCAAGUCAGUCAGCAAGCAACAACAAACCAACUUGGACACAGACUUGAUUACCACCUUGUUGAAACAGACUCUAUUCUGUUAAUUCAUCAGUAAGUCAUUCAGUUAAUUAGGUAGUUUGAUAUCUAGUAGACCAAGCAGCUAUUCAGCUACGAUGAACUCUGUCAGAAAGAAGGUGAUCAUCAAUUUGCUAGUUAAUAAAUCAGUCACUUGUUUGUCAUCUUAACGACUGGUCAGUCACUUUGCUAGUUAGUUAUUAAAAAGGAUGUGUGUCCACUUAGCAUCUUAAAUGGUCAGAGAAGCCCAAGCGACACCCUGGAAACAAGUGCCUGAAAAAUUAAAUGCUCAAACUGCUCACAGGUGCGUGGUAACAUCGUACCCCGCAGGAACCCGCAACUGUAACUUCUGUGAUGUCAACCAUUAGCUUUCUGACAUUUUGUAGCCAGGGGUUUAGGUUUACCAUUCACACACUGCCAUUUUUGUCAGAAAAUCCAAAUUUGGGCAAAAAGAAGCCUGGGAGGAUCUGAUAUGGGACAACAAGCAGCAACUAACAUGGGUGAGAGUGAUAGGCUUAGACAACUUUCAGGCAAGAGAACAUACUUGUCUACUAACCUUAAUUUCUUAUUAAUGGAAUAGUGAUUCUGAAAAUCAUCAUGACAGCUGGUAUUAGAACAAGUUGCGGUAAAAUUGUUAACCAACACUUACAGCCACUAUGUGCACAAUUUUAACAAUUUUACUCUAGCGCCCUUCAGUGAUAGUAUCAGAGAGUGGCCAUGCCCAGAGGCCUCAGGCAAAAUAGGAGUCUCUUUACGGUUGCAACCCCAUUGAGCUCCCAUAUCCAGUUAUAAUUCUUUAUUUCUUACUUGGGGUAACUUGUUUUUUUUGCCUCUGUUUCUGAACCUGGUGCCAGGAGGCAGUUGCAAGCACUCUAAAAGCAGUGGCACUUAAAGAAGGAUGCCUAAUGGAUACACUUUGGGAAUUAGCUAUCUAGUUAGUAAGUCAGUAUGAUUCUGUUUUUUAGCAACAUGUUUGAAAAAAUCUUGUCUGUUAGUCAGUUAGGUAGUCACUAUGGUAUCUUUCAGUUGGGCGGCUGCAUCAGAUUAGAUAGCCAGCUUGAUAAACCCAGUCAGUUAAGUAGGUAACUAGUCUGCUGCUCCAUCCAAGCACCCUUCCACACUCAUAGUUACAGAAACAUGGUUUGUCAUUUUAAAGAAGAAAAACUGUGUCCAGAUGAGCAGGUAAAGUUUUUCUAAAUACAUUUUCUGGUCAUAGUUAUAUAAUUAUUAUGUGCAGCUUAACUUUGGUCUGUAUCUACCUUCUCGUUUUUAUCAUCCUUGCAGUCACUAGAUUAAAAUGAUCUGCAUGACAUCACCAGUGCAACGGCCAGAUGCCAAAUAUUCUGCCCCAGCUUUGAUUUUUAAUGUGCAAUCAUUUGUUUUUGAAGUACUCUGAUUUAAUUUGAAUGUAUAAUUAUGGUUACAAAAUGAUUUCAAUUAGUUAUAACAUCAAAUGUGUCUGUUUUGUGAUAUUGUUGGAGGAGAGAAGUCACCCAAGAGAAGUAGGCUACUUCCUAUGCCCACUGCCCUGCAGGAAAAUAAUCACUAGGCCUACAUCAUGGUGUAUUUCAGUGACACUCAAGAACAACAUACAGUUUAAAACUGAUCGAUGUCUUGAAAUGUCUUGCUAAAGGACACCCAGCAGAGCACACGGCUGUUUUGGUGUCAGAUCUGCUGUUGCAUUUAAAAUAAAUGAGAAAAAUGAGUCAAACCGAAGUGCACAUUGUAAAAUUUUUCCACACAUCUAAUUUGAUUGUUCCCAGGCUUUGGAAAUUUGGGCAUUGAAAAGUGUGGAGGACGGACUUUCAGGCAUUGAGAAGCUGUGGGUUGGGCAGAGGUAUGGCAUCGCACUAUGUUCAAGUCGUUGUGAAUUGUCUUUAAGCCUUUUGUGAUGUCUGAUGAUGCAUGCAGUGGUGCAGUCAGACUGCCCAGCCCCUGACAGCAUACUAGCUCUUGGCAAAUAUGAAAGUAGUACUGCCUUCAAGUUGAAUUUGUGGGGUUGUGUUUUCAACAAGGGAACUUGAGUCUAUGUUGUUCUUGGCUUUCAAGUAGUUAAAACUGUUGCUCACAACAACGA
Molecule: messenger RNA, 8053 nt
Organism: Siniperca chuatsi (mandarin fish)
Lineage: Eukaryota; Metazoa; Chordata; Actinopteri; Centrarchiformes; Sinipercidae
Product: ras-associated and pleckstrin homology domains-containing protein 1-like
Exons: 20
Coding region: 278-4723 (1481 amino acids)
Biological process (GO): signal transduction
Cellular component (GO): cytosol; plasma membrane
Source: RefSeq, a predicted model, not a curated record